UAGAAGAAGUUCGUACGUGUCUGGACGAGGAAAAACAGCAGAACGAGGACAUUUCGAGGAUAUUAUCUCGCAUCGUAGAUAUCGGGCUAAAAGGAGGAUGGGUUGAAUUAGACAAUAACCCUAUAAAAAUAUCCGCUAAAACUACUCCUGAACUUGCCACACCUCCACCAGAACGAGAAAACGGUGGCCGCGCAACGACAUCAAAAUGAUUACGGACAAAGGAUGUGUCGGUUAAGACACAUCCACAUAUGUACUGGGCAAUGCAGCAUCUUACUCGUCAUUCUCUUAAUAACCAAACAUUCAGCUUGCUUCUUUCCAACUUGCAGCAACAGCCGAACUUCUCAUGUCUCAACUCAACUUGGCCUUGUCUCGUCACGUCUGGGUUUCGACUACUUGUUCAGGUGGAGCACGCUUAUUCACAUGCAUGCAUGUUCCUUGGAGCUAGUGGUGAACAUGAGCACGAAGAGUAAAUGGCUACAUCCAGCGGAGUCGUGGCAGGGAAGCCAACUCACAACCCGAAAAUACACGGAAGAGAUUUUCUGCGCCUGUGCUGGGAUAGCAAUGACGUUCAGCUCGGGCAGAGAAGACUAACCGCUUGCCACGGUGACAUUAACAUGUGACUUAACCAUCUUGACACAACAUCUUUACUUCAGUUCGGGCCAGUUGCCCAUGCAUUCGAUCCUAUUUUCAAGAGGGUUACGACCUGUUAG
Molecule: messenger RNA, 710 nt
Organism: Cantharellus anzutake
Lineage: Eukaryota; Fungi; Basidiomycota; Agaricomycetes; Cantharellales; Hydnaceae
Exons: 2
Coding region: 223-591 (122 amino acids)
Source: RefSeq, a predicted model, not a curated record